Molecule: messenger RNA, 1282 nt
Organism: Branchiostoma floridae (Florida lancelet)
Lineage: Eukaryota; Metazoa; Chordata; Leptocardii; Amphioxiformes; Branchiostomatidae
Product: collagen alpha-1(XVII) chain-like
Exons: 6
Coding region: 71-1282 (403 amino acids)
Source: RefSeq, a predicted model, not a curated record
GGUCGUUGUGCAGGUGGGGUCUGCCUGUAGGUCGACGCUUACGUACUUUUUCGGGCGGACAUAUCUAAAAAUGGGCUCCGAAACGCUGUCCGACAUGAGUUACCCCAAGCACGGAGCCAUGCGGGGUAAAGAGGCACUGAAAAUACUGGGUAUAGCAAUCGGAACUGCCACGGCUGUCAUUGUGAGCUUCGUCACCAUGUUUGUCGUCAUGUUUGUACUGGUGAGGCAGGGAGAGAUGAAGUCACAGUUGUCGCACAUGGAAGCUCAGGUGUCUCAACUGAAGGACAUGGAAGCCCAGCAGGCGCACCUGAAGGACAUGGAAGCCCAGCUGUCCCAACUGAAGGACAUGGAAGCCCAGCUGUCCCAACUGAAGGACAUGGAAGCCCAGCUGUCCCAACUGAAGGACAUGGAAGCCCAGCUGAAAGAAAUGGGAGUCCAGGUGCAAGAAAUACAACAGUGGAGAGAACAGCAGGUCAGUCCUCAGGGCCCGAGCGCUCGUGAGCAGCAGAAUGAAGAAGCGGGGCGUGGCAAGAGCGCCACCUUCCUGUACGGAGCUGCAGUGCAUCGCCGAGCUAAGAGAUCUGUGUCUAACAUCAGGAAUUUUGCGAACAAGAUAACACUGCCGACGACUCUUGGUGGGUGCUUAGCCGGUGAGAGAGGAGAACCCGGAAGGGACGGGAGAGACGGUCUCACCUUCGCCGGUCCGACCGGACCUCCUGGUCCCGCCGGUCCGACCGGACCCCGUGGAGACCCCGGUGGGAACGGUUCACGCGGGGACCCCGGCCCUCCUGGUCCUCCCGGGCCUCCUGCAUCGUGUUGCUGUUCGUCCCCUCCAACAGCCAGCCCACCUAACACAGAUGAUCCCAGCCCGCCACCGACAACAGCCACACACCCGCCUCUCACAACCAGCGUGCCCUCCGCUCUGACACCGACACCAAGCUCCGGGACUGUGGCUGAAACUUGCGGGUUGAGGAUGGACUUAUUCUUCAUCUUGGACUCUAGUUACUCGGCUAAACGAAAUGCAAUUGCUUUGGUCAACGCCUUCACGAUUGGUUUGAAAGAUACCAGGGUCGGUGCGAUGCAGUAUGGAAACCCAGACUCGUUGGACAUCAAGCUGGGAGAUUAUGGUGAUCUUGCAUCUACAGUCCAGGCAAUACACGCCAUGCCGUAUCCGGGCAAUGGCAGGCGUAUCGGAGCUGCGAUGGAUUUCGCACGUCGAACUGCUGCUUGGAGACCUGCACCUGUUCCUAGGGUGGGUGUCAGAUAUCUUAGCUCUAGAUGA